Molecule: messenger RNA, 1430 nt
Organism: Dermatophagoides pteronyssinus (European house dust mite)
Lineage: Eukaryota; Metazoa; Arthropoda; Arachnida; Sarcoptiformes; Pyroglyphidae
Source: RefSeq, a predicted model, not a curated record
AAUUUGCAUUGAGAUCAACCAUCGACGUUUAAAAACAUUUCGAACACGCGGAUCAAUUUCGAAUGUUUUUUUGUUAAACGUUCGAUAUUUCGAAUGUUUUGCACACACACCUGGGUCAUCAAAUGAUAAUUUUGAAGCUCUGUUGUUUAAAAAGCUUUGGUGUCCAAAAUUUUUUGUUUCAAUUCAUUCCUGGGUGACCAAACAUUGUUCAUUUAUUGUUUCUGUGUGUGUGUGAAAUAGUUUCUUCUUUUUAUCAAACCAAACAUAGAAAAACUUUGCACAAAAAAAUGUUGAAAUUUUUCCUAUUGAUUUCACUGUGUUUGACAUCAAUGGUCAACAGUUUACCAACAACAACAACGAUAACUAGUGAUGGUCAUCAUGAUCAUAAUGAAAAUAAUGAUUAUGAUGAAAAUCAGGAACAAGAUCCAGAAACUUAUCUUUGGAAUAUGGCAACAGCAACGGCAUCUGAUGAUGGUGGUGGUGGUAUACAAUCAUUUACCGAUGAUGAAUUGGAAGAAAUACUUAACAGUAUGCAAUUACCUGCUAAUUAUUCUGCAUUUGAUUUUGGUGGUGGUUUAACAUCAACAACCAACAACAGCAACGAUAAGAUUUCCAAAAAUUCAACAAAAGAACAACAUGGAUUUGUAAUCAUAUGGCGUAAUCCUUAUGUAUUUGCCAAUAACAACAACAAUAGCGAAUCAACGAUAUUGGGUCGUAAUGGUGGUGGUGGUGGUGGUGAAGAUGAUGAAGAUGAUGAUCAUCCACGACCACCACAUCGACAUGAAUUUGAUGAAAUGGAACAACGUGAUUUUUUACGUACAGUUAUAUUUCUUGCUAAUCAACAGAUGCGUAUAAAAUUUCAUUUAUGUGAAAUGAGAAGAUUUCGUAGUCAUUUUGUACGACGUUGGAAUCUGUAUCGUUGUUCAGCUAGAUUUACUGUUGCACGUUUAGGUAAAAAUUGUGAUCCGAAUAAAACCUAUGAUGGUUAUGUUAAUUUUAUUGUACAAAAUCCUGAAUUACCACCAUUAUUAGCAAUACGUUAUUAUGUAUUUCAAUUUUUAUAUGAAUCAUCAAUGACAUUGGUUAAUAAAAUGAAUGAUCAUCAUGUUUCAUUAGCAUCGAUACCAAAUCAAUUACAACAACAACAACAACAACAAUUACAACAGCAUCAACAUCAAUUACAAUUACAACAUCAACAAUCAAAUGAUGGUGAAGAAAUUGUUAUGAUGCAUCAACCAUCAUCAUCGGAUAUUGAUCAUUUGUAAAAAAUAUAUAUCAUUUAUCAACCAAUAAUUAUUGCACAUCACACACCAGCAUAUACAUCAUCCAAAUGAUUUAAUUGAAUUGAAUUUUUGUUUUUGUUUUUUGUUUUUGAUCAUCAUCAUCAUCAAUAUCAUCAUUAUUAUUAUUAUUAUUAUAUUUUGAUCCUA